Messenger RNA from Nomia melanderi (Alkali bee), 604 nucleotides. Its product is annotated as U6 snRNA-associated Sm-like protein LSm6. Gene Ontology annotation, biological process: mRNA splicing, via spliceosome; maturation of SSU-rRNA. The record is from RefSeq and is a predicted model, not a curated record. NCBI's taxonomy places the organism in Eukaryota, Metazoa, Arthropoda, Insecta, Hymenoptera, Halictidae. Gene Ontology annotation, cellular component: nucleolus; U4/U6 x U5 tri-snRNP complex; U6 snRNP. Gene Ontology annotation, molecular function: RNA binding.
GAUUAUACGUCACAAUAACAUUUUAAUAUUUGUUAUACUAAUACAAAAAUAUUCACAAUGCAUUGUGCUGUCAAUGUUUUGGCACGUGGUCUGAUUUAGUCAGUAUUUGAUUUGGUGCUCCUUAAUGUUCAACCACAGAUAAGAUGUAUUUGUGGUAAAUAUUUGACAUUACAAUGAAAAUAUGACAUUGAUAAACAUUGACUAUUGAAUAAAAAGUGGAAACAUUGAUUUAAAUUUCAAACAAAUAAAUACAUGACUAAAUCAUGAUUACCACAUAGCAACUUACAUUCCUGUAUACCAAAUAUCAAAAACGAUGAAUGGCGUCAGUGCUGCUAAUAGUAGAUGAGUCGCAAGGAAGCAUUAUCUCAAUUUAUUCAACAAAUCCAUGGACGUCCUGUUGUUGUAAAGUUAAAUAGUGGUGUAGAUUAUAGAGGUGUUUUAGCUUGUCUUGAUGGUUACAUGAAUAUAGCAUUGGAACAGACAGAAGAAUAUGUGAAUGGUCAAUUAAAAGAUAAAUACGGUGAUGCUUUUAUUCGUGGUAACAAUGUAUUAUAUAUCAGUACACAAAAACGUAGAACUUAAAUAAAAACAAAUAUGUAAUUUG